UCAUCAACAACGACAGUCUCUGGGUGGAUAAAAUCCAUCCGAAAGCAGAAGAACGUUUCUUUUGCAGUGCUGACCGACGGAAGCUCAUAUAAGGGCUUACAAGCUGUUUUUCUCAAGGGAAAUGGAUCUGAUAGGCUGACGACAGGAACCGCUGUGCGGUUAACGGGCAAACUCGUGUCUUCGCCUGGUGCUGGCCAGUCGCAUGAACUUUUGGUGGAUGAAGCGCAGGAUGGAGAAGUUGAAGCAUACCCUAUACAGAAGCAUGCCCUCGCAAACGAAUACCUCCGCGACAAUGCACACCUCCGAGCACGCACAUCUCAUAUAGCAGCCAUGGUUAGACUAAGGGACUCGUUAGCCCGUCAAAUGAACGCUUUUUUUGCCGCUCAAGGGUUCUGUUACGUACAUACCCCAAUACUAACGGGCAACGACGCUGAAGGCGCCGGAGAAGCCUUUCGGAUAUCCCCAGUUGAGGGUGUACACCCAGCAUCUAUCACACCACCAUCCUCUCCUCCUCCUGAAACGUCGUUACAACCACCGCCCGAAUUCUUCUCGCGCCCGGCAUACCUCACUGUCUCCCACCAACUGCACUUAGAGGCCCUUGCCACAGCAUUAUCACGGGUAUACACCCUCUCCCCGUGUUUCCGCGCUGAGCGGUCCUUAACUAGUCGACACCUUGCUGAGUUCUGGAUGUUGGAAGCCGAGUGGAUCCUCGGUCCCCACACCAAGGAUCAACGGGGUUUGGACGAAGUGUGCAGUUUUGUGGAAGCGUCUAUUAGGAACGUCGUGCUUCUCGGAGAACAAAGCAUGAAGGACGACAUAGACGUAUUAUGGAAAGACGGCAACGAAAAGAAACGCGCCGCAAUGGAAAAGGCAUUCUCGCAUGUAAAUAGCCAAGCAUGGACGAGAAUGUCUUAUACCCAAGCUGUACAAGAACUGGCCUCUUUCGACCAUGCAAGGGCCAGUUCGAAGUUUGAAUUUAAACCACUAUGGGGUAAGCCCUUACAAAGCGAACAUGAGCGCUGGCUUGCGGACGUGUUGGUGGGUGGACCGGUGUUCGUUACUGACUACCCUGCCUCCCUCAAACCGUUCUACAUGCGCGCAAAUGACACUCGGGAACCAGGGCAGGGAGAGGAAGACACAGUCGCGUGUUUUGAUCUUCUUGUACCUGGGGUCGGUGAGCUUGUUGGUGGGAGUGUGAGGGAGGACAGGGCGGACGUGCUUAAGCGCAAGAUGGAGGAAGCAGGGUUGGGGAGGGAAGCGUAUAAGUGGUAUGAGGAGCUUAGACGGUAUGGAGGCGCUCCGCAUGCCGGUUUUGGCAUGGGCUUUGAGAGGCUUGUUGGGUGGGUUGGGGGUGUGGAUAAUGUGAGGGAGUGUAUCCCAAUGCCUAGGUGG
This is a messenger RNA of Laccaria bicolor S238N-H82, 1392 nucleotides long. RefSeq lists its product as uncharacterized. Lineage: Eukaryota; Fungi; Basidiomycota; Agaricomycetes; Agaricales; Hydnangiaceae. Gene Ontology annotation, biological process: asparaginyl-tRNA aminoacylation. The transcript is spliced from 4 exons. The record is from RefSeq and is a predicted model, not a curated record. Gene Ontology annotation, cellular component: mitochondrion. Gene Ontology annotation, molecular function: ATP binding; nucleic acid binding; asparagine-tRNA ligase activity. The annotation marks the transcript as partial.